AUGCCCCAGGCUGGAUAUUCCUCAGAUGACAUCACAGCAGAACUCGAUGCUAUUGAGGAUACUGAGUCCGAAUCUGGAAAUGAUGAGCAAGACAACGAGUUUGAUGCCCAGAGCGAUCUCGACACCCUGAGGAUGGUCUUGACAAUGCCUCAGCCUGACGCGCCCAUGCACGAAGUCCGCAGGGCACUAGAAGUGGCGCAACAAACAUAUACUGCUGUUCGGUCUGAGUUGCGUGCUCUCAAGAAAGACCACGCUAUGCUCCAGGCUGCUGUCCCUGCAUGCAGCCGAAACCGAGUCCUUAAGAAGACAUCAACCAUCGACAAUGACAUCGCCCGUGCGGGCAAGAUGUACGCCAUGCUCAACUACUUUUGGGUCAUGAGCGGGCUCUUUCCGACAAAACCCCAGCCAGACAUUGAUCCACGCAGCGACACACGUUGGUCUUCACCUGAAGCGAAACUCAAUGGUGCGAUGGCUGAGCUUUAUUAG
Molecule: messenger RNA, 486 nt
Organism: Suillus plorans
Lineage: Eukaryota; Fungi; Basidiomycota; Agaricomycetes; Boletales; Suillaceae
Exons: 2
Coding region: 1-486 (161 amino acids)
Source: RefSeq, a predicted model, not a curated record